AUGGCGGUCACGGCCUUUGACCUGGAGGAAGAGAAAGAAGAGGGUCAUUUUGAUGCCAAUGGGAACUUUGUAUGGGACGACGAGGCCCGGAAACAGGAAGAGGCUUGGCUUGAAGAUGUGUCGGAGCAGCAAAUGGGUGCUGCCAAGCACGCCAAAAGCCGCCGCGAGUUUCGCGACGAGCAGACGGAGGAGACGCUAACGAUUGAGGCGGCUGAACAGAAGCUCGCGACGUUGUUAAAGCCCCGGGAGACGGUGUUACAGGCGCUUAAGCCGUCUUGGUACCAAGAAGAAGAAGAAGGCGCGUGCCCGUGGGAGGUGGACGUAUACAGUCAGAUCAAGGAGGAGUUUGUAUCGGAUGAGGAGUUACUGGCACAACGAAGACAGGUGCAGUUUGUUGAUACUGACACGAGUGAAGAGAAGAGCGAGCCUCGUCUUGUGUCAAAGCAAGAGGUCAUGUGGGAGUACAAAGCUAAUGACGGACAAAUCCACGGACCUUUUCCUACCUCAAACUUUGUGGCUUGGCAGCAGCAGGGAUACUUCACGGGAGAGACAGCUGUCGACAUGCGGCAGGUACUAUGCGGUAGUGACGCUGUUGUCGCAGUAGAGCCAGCACAGAAGAAGCUGAAGCAGCAAGAGGAUGAAAAGGUUUCAGCUGAGCAAGAAAUGCUCGACGAUUUUGAGGACAGCGACAACGAUGACAACGCUGAGUCUGCUGCUGAUGGUGACAAGGCAGAAACGAACAAGAUGCCAUGGAUGCGGUCAGAUGAGAUUGACUUUGGCUCCUUUUAA
Molecule: messenger RNA, 789 nt
Organism: Peronospora matthiolae
Lineage: Eukaryota; Oomycota; Peronosporomycetes; Peronosporales; Peronosporaceae
Source: the annotation of a GenBank genome assembly